AUGGGUAGUAGCCAACCACUAACCAAAUCAUUGUCCAAACCAAAUUCUGGUCCAAAUUCCUUCUGAAAAUUGAAGAGAAAUCUCCAUAGUAGCUAAAACCCAUUAGUGGGUUUCAAGUUUAUUGCUUGGAAUUUCAUCUUUUUGCCCCAAAGAAAGGGGGGAAAUGGGUGAAAAUAUAGGGAGAGUAGUGGAGAAUAAGCAGAUAAUAUUGAAGGGAUACAUAGAAGGAGCUCCAAAGGAAACAGACAUGGAGUUGAAGUUGGGGAAGAAGAUGAAGCUGGAGGCUCCAAAAGGGUCUGGUGCAUUCUUGGUCAAGAACCUUUACCUCUCUUGUGACCCUUACAUGCGUGCCCGAAUGCGAGAUUUUCAUGGCUCCUAUUUGCCCCCAUUUGUUCCUGGCUCUGUUGUUGAAGGAUUCGGUGUGUCCAAAGUGGUCGACUCUGACAACCCAAACUUCAAACCAGGAGACAUUGUUUCGGGUUUUACUGGCUGGGAAGAGUACAGCUUAAUUUACAAACCGGAACAGUUGAGGAAGGUUCAGCCAGAUACUAUACCACUAUCAUAUUACAUCGGCCUCCUUGGCAUGCCAGGCUUCACAGCUUAUGUUGGAUACUACGAGAUUUGUGCCCCUAAGAAGAAUGAAUAUGUGUUCGUCUCAGCUGCAUCUGGAGCUGUGGGGCAGCUCGUCGGCCAACUUGCUAAAUUACACGGUUGCUAUGUUGUUGGCAGUGCAGGGACCAGCCAGAAAGUUGAUCUUUUGAAGAAUAAGCUUGGUUUUGAUGAAGCUUUCAACUACAAAGAAGAACCGGAUCUUGAUGCAGCUCUUAAAAGAUAUUUCCCGCAAGGCAUUGACAUAUACUUUGAGAACGUGGGUGGAGCAAUGCUAGAAGCCGUGCUGCUCAACAUGAGGGUUCAUGGCCGGGUUGCUAUUUGUGGGAUGGUGUCUCAGCACAGCAUGACGGAUCCACAAGGGAUCCGAAACUUAUUCAAUCUUAUUACAAAGCGUGUAAGAAUGCAGGGGUUUCUGCAGAGCGAUUUCUUGCAUUUGUACCCGAAAUUUCUUGAAGAUGUUGGUUGUCUUUACAAGCAAGGGAAGAUAACAUAUUUAGAGGACAUAAGCGAGGGGUUGGAAAGUGGUCCUUCUGCCUUUGCUGGACUGUUUUCUGGAAAAAAUAUAGGCAAGCAGGUUGUCUGUGUAGCCCAUGAAUGAAAACAUGUUUGUUUUGUCUGUUUUUUCUGAAUAAAGAGAUGAGAUGUUAUUCACUUGGGUGCACAAAUUUACACAGUACACCUCAAAUUAUUCUUAGUCAUUUGGAGAGCUACUUGAAGUUCACUAGAGUUGAAAUAAGACAAGAAUGCAUGAUUAAUGAACUCUUAGUUCUGAGGCUCGGUUUUGCAGAAAG
Molecule: messenger RNA, 1403 nt
Organism: Sesamum indicum (sesame)
Lineage: Eukaryota; Viridiplantae; Streptophyta; Magnoliopsida; Lamiales; Pedaliaceae
Product: Zinc-binding dehydrogenase family protein
Molecular function (GO): oxidoreductase activity, acting on the CH-CH group of donors, NAD or NADP as acceptor
Source: RefSeq, a predicted model, not a curated record